This is a messenger RNA of Podospora pseudopauciseta, 570 nucleotides long. RefSeq names its product Serine/threonine-protein kinase (gene YPK2). Lineage: Eukaryota; Fungi; Ascomycota; Sordariomycetes; Sordariales; Podosporaceae. The coding region runs from base 1 to 570 and encodes 189 amino acids. The record is from RefSeq and is a predicted model, not a curated record. The transcript is spliced from 4 exons.
AUGUCGUGGAAACUCACCAAGAAGCUGAAGGAAACCCAUCUGGGACCCCUCACGAGCACCUUCUCGAGGUCACCUUCAACCUCCACCAUCACAGACAAGGACAGCAAGAGCCAAGGGGACAUUUCUGGUGCUGUCACACCCACAAAUGAGAACACCAUCGCGGCCUCGGAAGCCCUUACGCAAGCUCCCGUCGUUGCCCCUCCCAAGCCCGGUAUUCUUGUCGUUACCCUUCACGAAGGUCAAGGGUUCUCCCUCCCCGAACAGCACCGCGCUUCCUUCAACAACCCAGCACAUGGCGGCAACUCGCUGUCGACCGGAAAUGCUCUCAACAUGUCGAGUUCGAUCCGCCCCUCGUCUUCCUCGAGGACCUCGGGUUUCAUGGGCAGGCCCCAGACCUCGGGCGGUUUCUCCGGCAUCCCCACUAACCACGGUCGUAUCUCGUCCAAGUACAUGCCCUAUGCCCUGAUCGAUUUCGACAAGUUGCAAGUGUUUGUCAACUCGGUCGAAGGAACACCCGAGAACCCUCUCUGGGCCGGCUCCAACACCCAAUACAAGUUCGAUAGUUGGUGA